Messenger RNA from Salvia hispanica, 882 nucleotides. Lineage: Eukaryota; Viridiplantae; Streptophyta; Magnoliopsida; Lamiales; Lamiaceae. The record is from RefSeq and is a predicted model, not a curated record.
UGGAGUAGGAAAAUAGGAAAUAGGAAAUAGGAAAUACGUAGGAAAUAGGAAAACAAAUAAAAAGUCGCACUAUAUUCUCGUUAGCGUCAAGAAGAAGAAGCAGCAGCUGAACCAGAGGAAAUUAGGGGGAGAAAAAAAAAAAUCUGAUUCUUGAACAAUGGCUUCGAAACGGAUCUUGAAGGAGCUAAAGGAUUUGCAGAAAGAUCCGCCCACUUCCUGCAGCGCAGGACCUGUUGGUGAAGACAUGUUUCACUGGCAAGCCACCAUAAUGGGUCCACAAGAUAGUCCUUAUGCAGGAGGAGUGUUUUUAGUCACCAUUCAUUUCCCCCCUGAUUACCCAUUCAAACCACCAAAGGUGGCAUUCAGGACGAAAGUUUUUCACCCCAAUAUUAACAGCAAUGGGAGCAUUUGCCUCGAUAUCUUGAAAGAACAGUGGAGUCCUGCCUUGACAAUUUCCAAGGUGUUGCUCUCAAUCUGUUCACUUUUGACGGACCCUAACCCCGAUGACCCUCUGGUGCCUGAAAUCGCACACAUGUACAAGACAGAUAGGUCCAAGUACGAGCAGACUGCUAGGAGCUGGACCCAGAAGUACGCGAUGGGUUAGUCUGAGAUGCCCUCCCGAUGGCUUAGAUUUGCAUUUAUGUACAAAUUAUAUCGUUCUUGGCCAUGUUCUUGGUUCGGACCCUGGUAAGAAGAGCUUGAAACUGUCAAGCAAUGGUGGUUUGAAUUGUUCAUAUGGAAUGUGUAUUCAAGAAUGACUGGAUUUCGUCAAUUGAUCUUUUCUUUUCUUUUCUUUUUUAAUCUGAAACUGGAUUUGGUUCAUUGAUCUUGUUUGAUCAAUUUACUCACUAGUUAUUACUAUAACAUAUCUGUGUGAACCUA